Molecule: messenger RNA, 1184 nt
Organism: Laetiporus sulphureus 93-53
Lineage: Eukaryota; Fungi; Basidiomycota; Agaricomycetes; Polyporales; Laetiporaceae
Product: P-loop containing nucleoside triphosphate hydrolase protein
Exons: 7
Coding region: 100-978 (292 amino acids)
Molecular function (GO): ATP hydrolysis activity; ATP binding
Source: RefSeq, a predicted model, not a curated record
CUGGUCUUCACCCAUGCCUUCAACUCGCCCUUCACUUCACAACCGCAUCUCUCGUUGUAUUUAGGUUGACAGAAAGUCUCCGAACUAUCGUCCUCCAGCAUGCACGACGAAAGCGAGAUAUCCAUCGCCAAUCUCACCUUCUCUCACUACCCGGGCGGGCCAUUGUCGCUCGUGGAUCUGUGCAUGUACCUGCCGAAAGGGUCGCGCACAAUUCUGAUUGGCGCAAAUGGAGCGGGAAAGUCGACGCUCUUGCAGAUCCUCGCUGGCAAGCGACUGAUUCUCCAUGAGGGCACCCAUGUUCACAUCAAGGGGAGAGAUGUCUUCAGAAACUCUCCGCCUGGAGUCACCUUCCUCGGGACGGAAUGGGCAAUGAACCCGGUUGUCCGUAGUGACAUUAUCGUUCAUGACUUCCUGAACUCCGUGGGAGGGUACCGUCACAAAGAACGACGUGAUCGCUUGCUUGAUAUCCUGGAUGUUGAUCUUGACUGGCACAUGCACGCCAUAUCUGACGGCGAGCGGCGCCGAGUGCAAUUGGUCAUGGGUCUAAUGUCCGAUUGGGACGUCUUGCUCCUAGACGAGGUCACAGUCGAUUUAGACGUUCUUGUCCGCCACAAUCUCCUAGAGUUCCUCCAAGCCGACAGUGAACGACGUUGUGCAACCAUCUUGUAUGCUACGCACAUAUUUGAUGGGCUGGAUAGGUUCCCCACGCAUGUCGCCCACAUGCACCUGGGCACGUUCCUCUCACAGCCAACGCCCUGGCCUCUCACGCCGGACGUGGCGUCACAAGCUGUCUCGGUUGACCUCGGGCCGACACCAUCCUUGUACACGCUCGCUCUGCACUGGUUGAAGGAAGACCGGGAGCGAAGACGAGAACUGGAAAAGCAGGGGCUCAAGAUGCGGGGUGCGAGGGUAGGGAAGCCUGGCGAGGUUCCCUCGGACUCGGAAACGUUCUACAAGAAAUACGAUUACAGCCACUAGAAGUGACUAGUGAGACGCAGGAUCCGUGUCAGAAUUCAACCUCACAGCAUCGAGAUCACGGAUAGAUUGGGCGUUGAGGAGGGUGUGCGAGCAGUGCGCAGAGCGAUGCUUGUCCUCGGGUGAGAUGCGAGAAGAUCGAUAGAGUAAAUACGAUGUUAUUAACAUAGCUACGGCGAUGGUCACCAGGGUCAAGCAUGUAUUCGACG